Messenger RNA from Sinocyclocheilus rhinocerous, 1849 nucleotides. RefSeq lists its product as uncharacterized. The coding region runs from base 326 to 1849 and encodes 507 amino acids. Lineage: Eukaryota; Metazoa; Chordata; Actinopteri; Cypriniformes; Cyprinidae. The record is from RefSeq and is a predicted model, not a curated record. Gene Ontology annotation, cellular component: nucleus. The transcript has 7 exons.
UAUAAAGUAUCUAUCUGCAUGUAAGAAACCUCCUCAAAUUAUUCAAUGUGUGAGUGAGCUGUGUGAAUGAAUCAAACUGAAUCAAGAACAAUUUCAGACCUUUUUAAAAACCAGUAUAUGGUAAUCUCGACAGACAAGGAUUUACAGUAAUAUUUUACAGGGACACAGCGAUACUUCACUGGGGUUUGUGUCUGAGUAAAAAGGCUGCACUGUACCAUAAUAGCACUACAAUAUUUAAACAGUCCUUUGCUUACGACUCCCCCCUUGUUGAUGAACAAUAAAAUUGUCCUGUAUCAAUCUCAGUUUCAGUGUACGUCUGCUAACAAUGGAUGGUUCUCUGGUAAACUCUGCAAUACCGCUGGUGUCACAAACGGUGGUUUCUCCCGUUACUCAAACCUCCAGCAACUUGAGUAGGAGACCUCGAGACAAACGGAAGACUCCUGCGUUUCUGUCAAACUUGGGCAAGUCUACGUUAAGAGGCAUCCGCAAGUGCCCUCAGUGUGGCGUUUACAACGGCACUCGUGGCCUCAGCUGUAAGAACAAGGCCUGUGGAACCAUCUUCAGGGAUGGGGACCAUGGGACUGGACGUUUGAAAAAAGGGGCAUGUGAAGUGGUUCAAGUUGUAACAGAUAGUGGAGGUGGCAGGGCCGGAGGGCCGCAAGUGUUCUCUGUGCGUCAGCGGGGACGUGGCUCUGAACAACAAGGCUUUGUUGAGUUAGUCCUCACGGAUACAGCUAUUACUACCGCAGACGGAACCCUGCUGACCCGUGUCAACCUCGGUCGCUGUUACAUGCCCUCUUGCCAGCAGAACGAAAGCGAGUCAACAGUUGAAGGUGGCCAUCAGCAACAAGUAACACAACCACCCAAAAGUCCCUGUACCCAUGUGAAGCAAGCUAUGGAGUGUCAGACCCAAGCGACACCUCUGCCACUCAAGAGCUCUGUGCAGGAGGCCCUGGUGGCCACUUCCCAGGCCAAAGAAGAGUUGUGGAGGCUGGCUACAGAGACACAGGGACCUCUAGUGCAGAGGGCUUCUAAAGGGACCCUAAUAGUGAAGUGCCAACCAGGUGAAGCCCACCCUCUGGGACUGCUGCAUCUGAUGGUGGGCUUAUCUGGUGUUAAAGACAAGACUGUGGGUGCGGCUCCUUUUCAAUGUGCAUGUUAUGUACCUAAUACCAAGGGGGAUUUGGGGGCGAGAAGUGGGGGUCAGUCUAAUAUCAACGAUGGAGAAAAUUCCCACCAGCAUAAUUUACAUGAGCACUGCCUCCAUUUCUAUGCUUGCGUUUGUGCCUUCACAAGUGAUGAGAAGCUGGCCUCUGAGUUUUCAGCUUUCCUCAACUACAACAUGAAUGGACUGCAGGAGAGGGCAGAUGCCACAACGCUCAGUAUACCUGAGGCUCAGCAGCACAUUGAGCCUUCCAUCUCUCAUCGUCCCAAGAGACUCAAAUUUGUGGAGUCCUCUACUGGAAAGCCAGAGCCGCUGGUGUUCCACAUCUCACAGGCUUUCUUCAACGCCUUACAGCAGCGUUUAUCAUUGGGCUCAAAGAAGAGAAGACUACCCAACUACACCACCACUUUUGUGCGUAAUGACGCUUUGCCUCUGGGCUCUUUCUCUAAAUACACCUGGCACAUUACCAACUUGAUGCAUGUGAAACGCAUCUUUGAUACCCCAGAGUUACCUUUUGAACUCACUCAGAGUUUUGUGAAGAACAGUGACGGCUCCUAUUCACCGUACCGCUUUCGGGAAACCCCUCCUGAUCCUGCAUCAGACACCUGCCACCAUUCACGCACCAAUAAGCCUCUGGCCAUCAGACCACUGGAGCUACGUACCUUCCUCAGAGUGGGUUUAUAA